UCAUCCUUCUCCCUCUGUCUCUGUUACCUUAACCUUGCUGAGAAGUAUUUUAGUUACUCACUGCCUGCACCUAGAGGCAGCAUGCAAACAUCCAGGGCUUCGACCACCGCAGUGUGUGCAGACAGCACCAUCCCUAGUGGGAUGCGUCUUGGUCCCAUCCCGGGCAUCUUCAAACUGGGCAAAUACAUGGCAGACCGUAAGGAGUCAGGGAUCAAGAAAAAGGUUCGAAUGGUGAGAGGAGACUUGGUUGAUGAAGCUGGCUGCCCAGCUGUAGAAUGGAUAGGGUUAAUCCGUGCUGCAAGAAAUAACCAAGAACAAAAUCUAGAGGCCGUUGCGGAUCUACCAGGGGGACAGAUAUUCUACAGAGCUCUGAGAGAUGUUCCACCCGGGGAAGAGCUGACAGUUUGGUAUUCUAACUCUUUAGCACAGUGGUUUGAUAUUCCCACUACAGCUACCCCAACGCACGACGAAAAAGGUGAAGAACGGUAUAUAUGCUGGUUCUGUUGGCGGACAUUCAAGUAUCCGAACACAUUGAAAGCUCAUAUUCACUUCCACUGUGUUUUAAGUAACGGCAGAGGGCUUAUUGUCAGUGACCAGACCAGGCACCCCGACGUAUUUAGCCUAUCCCCCAAAUCGUCGGAAGGAGCAAAUUCCACAACCUUGUUUCGAAAUGGCCACAAUCAAUCCAUGAACUCUAGCACUUCAGAGCACAUCAAAAAGGAAUUUUCUUUGCCCCUGUCCGUAAACAAGGUUGGGGUGAACAAGAAGACAGCUGGGAAAGAAGAACAAGAGAGAGCCCUAGAUAUGAGUGUCACUUCGGGAAGAAGCCAUCAUGGGCACAUUUUAAACUUGGGCAUCAGUGCACCUGUUGCAAGUGGCAUGACUUUCUAUGCUGGCAUAAGGUCUGCAUUCAAGCCAGCAGGUAUUUCUAAAGUGCUAUCGCCUGAUACAUCAGGGGAGGAUAAACACACUGCACUAGGAUUCAGCAAACUACUCGGCAGUCUCAAAGCAAGCCGCUCUGGCAACGAAAUAAUGGGCAGCCAUCACCACGCCAAGUGCAUGCAUCCGGUUGAUCCGUCACCCUCUGUGUUGUCUUGCAGUAACACAAUCCGAGGAUUUCCAUUGCUACCAUCACACUUUGAAGAUAUAUCUGCUUUUAAACAAGUAGAACGAGGAGCACCAGCUGGACUUUCCCCGGGUCGGUAUGGCCAAAUCCCUCCUGGGCUACAUUUAGAAAGGUUUUCAAUUCCCCAGUUUGAAGGAAUCAAAUCGUACCCCGGUGAAUGUAACGUUCCGGUCAUGCCUUUUACGGUUUACAAUGGAGAACUGUUGUAUAGCUCUCCCUAUUAUCCAUUCAAAUUUCAUUUUAGCAACUUAAUUAAAUACCCAGAGACUGUAUCGUACUUUAGCGGUCCAACCAUGAACCCAGAUUUAAACUGUAUCAGUAAUAUCGACAGGGAAUUAGCUAUGCACACACAACAACUGUCAGAGAUAGCUGCGGAGAAGAACCGAAACAGACUAGAUGUCAUCCCAAGCAGCACAUCGAAUGGGAAGCCAAAAAAGGGUCACUUGUGCUUAUACUGUGGAAAACUGUAUUCUCGCAAAUACGGACUUAAGAUUCACAUGCGCACUCACACAGGUUACAAACCACUGAAAUGCAAAGUUUGUCUUAGGCCUUUUGGCGACCCUAGCAACCUGAACAAGCACAUACGGCUGCACGCGGAAGGAAAUACGCCAUACAGAUGCGAGUUUUGUGGUAAAGUGUUGGUAAGGAGGAGAGAUUUAGAGAGGCAUGUGAAGUCUAGGCAUCCAGGCCAAAGUUUAAACAAAGUAGAUGACAAAAAUGAACAUACGUACAGAGAAGAACAGAAAACAGAUGAGAGUGACGUUGAUGUCUGUUUUACAGACGACCAGAGCGACCACGAUUGCGGAAGAAGUGAUGAUCAAUAAAACGGAGACUUUUCUUUUUUUAAUAUUAUUGUUUUCUGUACCAGUCCAAACGUAAUAUAUAAUGUACAACAAAUAGUCCAGCUCCACAGACAACGGAGAAGUUAUUUAUCAUCUUGAGUAAACGGUUUGCCUUAGACAUACAUAGUGCUUGUUAUCAAACAAGUAGAGACUAUACGCUGUCUUUGACUGGAAAAGCAGAAAAAGAAAUGUUAAACUAAAUAUGUGGUCCUUUAUUCACUAAUUUUACAUAUUAUCAGUGAUACAUAUUAGUUUUUAAAGAACUGUAGGCAGACACAGUCUUGACGCAUCCAUUAAAAAAGUGCUGAAUUGUGUAGAUUACAGAUUAAGUCUGGUGGCAAUUUUACUGAUGUGGUAUUGUGUGUUUUAAGUAAGGGUGCCUUUUGAUACGUUGUCAAUUCUAAAAUUUUAUUAUUGGUGUUAGGAUUACUGAUGCGUCACCGUUUUAAGUAUUAAAAUUACUGUCUUAAGCAGCGGAGCACUGAAAAGAAACACAACUUUUUUCAUAAAAAAAUACUAUUAUAUUUAAGUACUUUGAGCACGUUUUGUAAAUAAUUAAUAUUAAAAGCAUGAAUGCAUAUAAAGUGGACAUAUAAUGUAAAUAAGCAUAUAAUUUUAAAGAAAAUAUAACUAUUUCUAUUAGGAUACAUGUUUGUGUGACUGUGCUUUUUAUUGUUUAACAUACAUUGUUUGGUUAGAAGGAAGUUUAUCGUGGCAGUUUUAAUAAAAAAGCCUAGUCCAAAUAUUUUAAAUCGUGACCUGGACCAACAAUUAACAAAUUAACCAAAAAGGUUGCAUAUCUUUCUUUUUUGUAAAAAAGGUUGCAUAUCUUUCUUAUUCAACGAGUACGAAGAUGAUUGCACGAAUGAAUGA
This is a messenger RNA of Protopterus annectens (West African lungfish), 2841 nucleotides long. It is a transcript of the gene PRDM13, whose product is annotated as PR/SET domain 13. The transcript is spliced from 4 exons. The coding region runs from base 82 to 1950 and encodes 622 amino acids. The record is from RefSeq and is a predicted model, not a curated record. Gene Ontology annotation, molecular function: protein binding. Gene Ontology annotation, cellular component: nucleus. Lineage: Eukaryota; Metazoa; Chordata; Ceratodontiformes; Protopteridae.